Messenger RNA from Limulus polyphemus (Atlantic horseshoe crab), 768 nucleotides. Its product is annotated as protein big brother-like. Gene Ontology annotation, cellular component: nucleus; core-binding factor complex. The record is from RefSeq and is a predicted model, not a curated record. Gene Ontology annotation, molecular function: transcription coactivator activity; sequence-specific DNA binding. Gene Ontology annotation, biological process: regulation of transcription by RNA polymerase II. The coding region runs from base 1 to 525 and encodes 174 amino acids. The transcript has 5 exons. NCBI's taxonomy places the organism in Eukaryota, Metazoa, Arthropoda, Merostomata, Xiphosura, Limulidae.
AUGCUUCCCUUCGAAGCCCCGGUCAUGUGCGAUCAGCUGUCGAACUGCGUUUGGAAGGUGCCACGUGUUGUUGCUGAUCAGAAGACGAGGUUCGAAUCGGACGAUCUACUCCGAAAAUUGCAGCAAGAAAGUGAGGCUUUCCUGGCGACAGGAAUCAAUUUACCCCUGGUGUUCAACCCGUGCACUAAGGGCUACGGUGAAGGUUGCGACUUUGAAAGGGAAAAAGGAAAGGUCCACAUCGUGUCAAGGUUCAUUAUGAAUGGCGUAUGUGUCCGAUGGAGAGGAUGGCUUGACCUUCACCAGCUGGAUGGAAUCGGAUAUCUGGAAUAUGAUGAAGAGCAAGCUCAGGUUGAGCAAGCUAUGCUCAAAGAACAAUUCCAACUGUACAACAGGCGGCUGAAAGAAUUUGAAGAAAAACAACGGGCUUACCACCGACGGCAAGAGAGGCACUUGUCACAUCAGAUCGAGCCGCAAAAUAAACGAACGGAAUUCAACCCCAAAAGUAUGAGUGCAUCGAACGUUUAAACUACCAGUGGCUCAACCAAUCAAGCUGGACGACUCUCAUUCACCUUAACCCCUAGUGUGUGUAAUGUACAAGAAAAAUGAUGAACUCUGGUCAAAAUGGAUGAAUUUGUUACUAAAACACGAACUCUCCCGGCGUUUUGUGUAAAUACUUUUUUAACAGAAUGUGCAUCAGAAAUGUAUAAUACUUUAUGUCAUAUUAAAUCCGCAGCCCUUGUUGGCUUGUGGGUUAUAUAGGUUUACAGC